UACUUCCUUGUUCCUGCUCCUCCCAGCUCAAAGAUGGCAGCCACGGGACAGAGAUGAGCGACGACAUAAAUUUAGGAGUUUUGUCAUGAAACCACACUGGGGUGCACAGCUGUUACAUGCAUGGUUUUGACAGGACAGUGAUAUAAUUUGUCACCUCCAAUGUGUCGUCUUACGAAGACAAUUAAAGGGUUCAGAAAUAUGUUUUCCUGUGGGCUAAGCUAGCAAGCAACGGUUAGCAAAUAAAUGAACUUGUCUCUUCUGCCACACAAGAAGAAAGCAGCUUCUCUGUGUACAGUGUAGUGACAUCUUGCUAGUUUCAUCAUGGCCAUCACUCAGUUCCGUCUCUUCAAGAUCUGCACAUGCCUAGCCAGCUUACUUUCUUUCUUUAAAAGGUUGAUAUGCAGGAGUGGAAGGGGGCGCAAGCUCAGUGGUGAUCAAAUAACCCUCCCAACAACAGUGGAUUUUUCUUCAUCAGUACCAAAACAGUCUGCACAGCCAGAGAUUGAAGAAUGGAGCUCUUGGGAUGAAGAGGCCCCAACAAGUAUUAAGAUUGAAGGUGGCAACGGAAACGUUUCCCCUCCACCCAAUGAUGUGGACCAAGAGCCCGACUACUUCAAAGACAUGGCUCCCACCAUCAGGAAAACACAGAAGAUAGUGUUGAAGAAGAGGGAGCCUUUGAACUACCUGGUGCCUGAUGGCUCAGCAGGAUUCUCCAGCAGACUGGCAGCCUCUCAGGAUAUGAUGACCUUCAGCCCACCCUCUGCUGAGCUUGGAGAAAUGGACAAUUGGCAGGAGGACACAAAUGCCUGGGAGGAUGAGUCUGAUGCUGCCUGGGAAGCAGAGGAGGUGCUCAGACAACAGAAGAUGGCUGAGAGAGAAAAGCGGUCCAUGGAGCAGCAAAGGAAGAAGAUGGAGAAAGAGGCUCAGAGAAUGAUGAAGAAGGAGCAGAAGAUUGCCGUGAAGCUCUCGUAACAUUUUAGAAACGCUCAGUUUUGAGCCAAAGGGAUAGGGAGUGCAAGAGACACUGAAUCAAUCGUUAAUAUAUCUUUAAAGUCAUCAAACCGACCAGGAUUAUCACCAUACACUACUUGUCUGUUAGCAAACUGUCCCUCUCCACCCUGUUUCCACCAGCAGCCAUUUUAGUCUGUUUUUCCAGCUGCAGAAGUGUAAAAGGCAGGCCGAUACCACACAUGGUCUACUCAUUUUUGGCAAGGUUAUUUUGGUCUUCAAGGCAGAGUUGUAUUUAUAAAAUCCAGUACAUCUUAGGUUUAAGGUUAGAUGCAGCAUUAGAUGAUUCUGAUUAAAUCUGUUAGGUAGCAUAGAAAAAUGUUCUAUUUUGGUUUUUCCCAGGAACAUUUGUAAAUAAACUGGUACCUGUGCUACCUUUUGAAACUCAA
Molecule: messenger RNA, 1397 nt
Organism: Lates calcarifer (barramundi perch)
Lineage: Eukaryota; Metazoa; Chordata; Actinopteri; Centropomidae
Gene: ebag9
Product: estrogen receptor binding site associated antigen 9
Exons: 7
Coding region: 322-972 (216 amino acids)
Cellular component (GO): secretory granule
Source: RefSeq, a predicted model, not a curated record